Molecule: messenger RNA, 657 nt
Organism: Brenthis ino (lesser marbled fritillary)
Lineage: Eukaryota; Metazoa; Arthropoda; Insecta; Lepidoptera; Nymphalidae
Source: the annotation of a GenBank genome assembly
AUGGCGCCUAAGAAAAAGAAGGAGCCACCGAUUCGUUGCGACGAAAUCCAAGGCGAACGUUUCAGUGCGCCCACAGAAGACGUGUUUUCUCAUAAUUGGUGGGAAGUUUUUUGCUUUCCUUAUAUACUAUGUGGUCGAAUAUGGGAUUGUUUCGUCUCACUAUGCUCAGGCACAAAUCAAUGCCUCGUAUACUGGAUGAUGAUUCAAUGGAUAGUUUGUAAAAUCACUAAGCUGACUACACCUGAUGCUAUUGUAUUUCCAUAUUACUUUUAUAUGUUCUGCCAAGUUAUAUUAUUGACAGCGUUUUUUGUGAUGCUGUGGAUAUUUUUUGGGAAGAGUGUCGUAAUACCGUAUUUUGAGGCAUUCUACGCAGCUAUAAUUGGUGCAAAUGAUUCACCAUCGGCAAACACAACAAGAUUGUCAUUUAGGAGUUCGGGAAUAUUCAACUAUCUGCACUGCAUAUUUGCAGUAAAAACUCCUGUGUUGGGGCAGUGUCGGCAUUCGAUACUAGCUGCAAAUAAGCAAAUCCAUCAUGAAGGUGUGGGGAGCUCAUGGCGAAUUUUGUGCCAGGCAUCAAUGGGAGGUUAUCGUGGCCACCUUGGCUUUACUGGCAUGUGCUGCCAGCGUGGAGAGACAUGGCACUGGUAUCCGUUCAGA